Messenger RNA from Panicum virgatum (switchgrass), 660 nucleotides. Its product is annotated as cx9C motif-containing protein 4-like. Lineage: Eukaryota; Viridiplantae; Streptophyta; Magnoliopsida; Poales; Poaceae. Bases 97 to 288 code for a protein of 63 amino acids. The transcript is spliced from 4 exons. The record is from RefSeq and is a predicted model, not a curated record.
CGUGUCACAAGUCAGAAGACGGCAUCGGGCACGGCCGCCUUGAAUUGGUCCGUGCGGCGGCGGCUGCGGGAGGAGGAGGAAGAGGUAGGCGAGGGGAUGGCGCAGCCGAGCAAGGAGCCGUGCAAGAAGGAGGCGUGCGACAUCCAGGCCUGUCUCUCCAAGAACAUGUUCCACUCCAGGAAGUGUGUGAGAGUUAUUCAGUUACUUCAGUCAUGUUGUGAGCAGUGUGAGUACAAAUCAACACACUGCGGUUCCUUGUCUGGAUUACUUAAGAACAUUUCAAAGUGAGGAAACAAUACCGAUACUGCAACAACUAAAUAAAAGUUCUUUACGGUUAGCUUAGGAGUUCCAGGGGGCAUCAAUCUCUCAUGGAUUAAGGAUGACUCGGAGGGGCAUCAGUAAUGCGGCCAUCCUCAACCUGAAUGAUGCUCUGGUUGCUUAGUUGUUCGGUACUAAGUUGAAUAGCAGAUAAAUGUUUGUUUAUGAUCAAUUCCAGCGUCUGUCUACUUGUGGCAUCGUUCAUACUUGUGCUGUUCUACACAUGUAAUCCCCAUCCUCUUCUUGAAUAGCUAAAUAAAUGAACCCCAUGUAUACUGUACAAUUAUCCAUACAGAGAUAUUGUAGUGACCCCCAAAGUUCCUUUUCCCAUUUCAAUGCUCA